This is a messenger RNA of Rotaria sp. Silwood1, 981 nucleotides long. Lineage: Eukaryota; Metazoa; Rotifera; Eurotatoria; Philodinida; Philodinidae. The record is from the annotation of a GenBank genome assembly.
AUGCUGUGCCUUCUCAUUAUUUUUAUAGUUGUUCUUUUUUUCUCCUAUCGUUUAUAUGAACAUUUUUUUCCAACACCAAACAUUAAUCCUAAUGGUAAAUAUGUUCUUAUUAGUGGUUGUGAUAGUGGAUUCGGUAAUGGAUUAGCUAUUGAACUUGAUAAACAAGGUUUCAAUGUUUUUGCUGGUGUCUUCCUUCCUGACAAUGUAGCGUUUCUUAGAGAAAAACUUUCAUCAAAAGCUACAGUUUUUCGUCUUGAUAUUACUAAACAACAAGAUAUUGAUGGUGCAUUUGAAUUAGUAAACAAGAAAACAAAAGUUCUUCAUGCACUUGUUAAUAAUGCUGGAAUUGCUGUUGCGGGUCACAUUGAUUGGACAUCAAUGGAAGUUAUGCAUAAAGUGAUGGACGUAAAUUACUUUGGACAUGUUGCAAUGACAAAGAAGUUUUUACCGUUACUCAUUGCUAAACGUGAUUCACGUGUUGUUAAUAUUUGUUCUGUAGCUGGUUAUCUCGAGUAUCCGGGCUCGUCUGCCUAUUGUGGAUCAAAAUAUGCUCUUGAAUCAUUUUCGGAUUGUCUUCGACGUGAAAUGGCACCAUGGGGUUUACAUGUUAGUAUUAUUGAACCCGGUGCAAUGCAAACACCUAUUCUUCAAUCUGGUCCUCAAACAUUUUUAGAAUUUUACAGUAUGGUUUCCAGUGAUGCUCAAGAACGAUGGGGAAAACAUUUUCUUAAAGGUCAUUAUGAUAAAUCAGGGAAGAAUGUGUUCAUCAAGUAUGCUGAAGAUCCUAUGAAAGUCAUUCGAGCUCUUCAACAUGCUGUUAUGAAUACUGUUCCUCGUAUUCGUUAUCGACCUGGAUGGCAAUCAAGUCUUGUUUUCUUUCCGAUUUCAAAUUUACCUACUUGUAUUGUUGAUUGGCUAUUGAGCAACUUAGACAAGUCUACUUAUGUUCCUGCAUUUGUUUCUCAACAACUGAAAGAUUAA